GAUCAGGGGAUUGCGGUGAUGGGGCGAUCGCCGUGCUGCGAGAAGGAGGGGCUGAAGAAGGGGCCGUGGACGCCCGAGGAGGACCAGAAGCUGCUCUCCUACAUCGAGCAGCAGGGCCAUGGCUGCUGGCGCUCGCUGCCAGCCAAGGCCGGGCUGCAGCGGUGCGGCAAGAGCUGCCGGCUCCGGUGGACCAACUACCUCCGCCCGGACAUCAAGCGGGGAAAGUUCAGCCUGCAGGAGGAGCAGACCAUCAUCCAGCUACACGCGCUCCUCGGCAACAGGUGGUCGGCGAUCGCGACGCACCUGCCCAAGCGCACCGACAACGAGAUCAAGAACUACUGGAACACGCACCUCAAGAAGCGCCUCGCCAAGAUGGGCAUCGACCCCGUCACGCACAAGCCGCGCUCCGACGUGCCCGGCGGUACGGGCGGCGGUGCCGACGCCGGCGCGCAGCACGCCAAGGCCGCGGCGCACCUCAGCCACACGGCGCAGUGGGAGAGCGCAAGGCUCGAGGCCGAGGCGCGCCUGGCACGCGAGGCCAAGCUGCGCGCGCUCGCCGCCGCCUCCGCCUCCAACAGCUCCACGUCGGCUCAGUACCUGCCUCACCCCGCCGCCGCGCACGGCCUCGACUCGCCGACCUCCACGCUCAGCUUCGCCGACGGCGGCGCGGCGCUCGCGUCCGUGCUGGAGGCGCACGGCGCCGCCGUGCGCGCCGCCAUGCAGCAGCCCAUGCAAGCGUACGAGGAGGCGUGCAAGGACCAGAGCAACCACUGGAGCAAUGACGUCGACGCCGCCGACGCGGGCUUCGCAGCAGCGGGCUUCACCGGGCUGCUUCUCGACGUUUCCUUGAACCACAACACUACAAGGCAGGCGGGGAGCAUCGACGCCGAAGCGGAGGACGCCAAGGCGCACGAGACGGAGGAGGAGAAGAACUACUGGAACAGCAUACUCAACCUGGUGAACUCGUCGACGUCGCCGGCGGCCGUGCCCGAGCACGAGGAGUACUCGCCGGCGCAGGAGUUCUGA
Messenger RNA from Lolium rigidum, 1026 nucleotides. RefSeq names its product transcription factor MYB106-like. Bases 19 to 1026 code for a protein of 335 amino acids. The transcript has 3 exons. The record is from RefSeq and is a predicted model, not a curated record. Lineage: Eukaryota; Viridiplantae; Streptophyta; Magnoliopsida; Poales; Poaceae.